This is a messenger RNA of Lactuca sativa (garden lettuce), 1250 nucleotides long. RefSeq lists its product as uncharacterized. The record is from RefSeq and is a predicted model, not a curated record. NCBI's taxonomy places the organism in Eukaryota, Viridiplantae, Streptophyta, Magnoliopsida, Asterales, Asteraceae.
UUAGAAGCUAUCAUGAUUUACGACCCGAGUAGCCAGCCAUCUCAGACUAUGCCACCAAUAACAUUCAAUCUAUUUGAUCCAUGUCGAUGAUCAAAGACUGCACCACCACCAAACCAUCGUCCACAACCGUGAGGAGCUCCUUCUUUCUCGGUUGUUUUGGUUGUUCCGGCGAGAAGAUACAACGCAGGGAUAAAGUCAACUUGGGCUGCCGGCGUCGUUGGAUCUCUAAGUGGAACUUGAGUUUCAAAAAAUCCGCCACCAAGACAGUUCCUGUUGAACUCACCUCCACCUCCGGGAAAUCAAAAUCGUUUCAGCUUUUGGAGAAACAUGCUCCGGCGACAUCCGAUACAACAUGGGAAAUUCAGGUGGUGGAAGAAGACGCAACGUUGACCAAAAAAUCUGUUUUCAUGGUGGAGGGAAACCUUGCUCCGGUGACAUCCAAUGAACAUAAUAACCGUCGGAAAAAAUGGGUUUCUAUACUCAAGCGUCAAAACGCGUCAUCCCGUAGCAGCCGAAAAGAAAUGAAAGCAGCCACCACAACAGCCACCAGUGCCGGCCUAGACCCCCCGGGAAAAAAAUCUGUGUCAAUUUCUUACCCUGUUGUUUCUUUCCCUCUCAAACCUUUGACUGAUGCGACAUCUCUACCGCCGCCUAAAGAGAAGAAACCUUCUCAUGCUCCUCCUGCAGCCGGUGGAGCUGACAAAGUAACUUUCAACAAGCAGCCGCCGUUGGCUGGGCGGUUUGAUUCCGUGAUUGGUAUGUCAGUAAUACUAGUGGCACUACUCAUAAUGCUGCUAUGGGGUAAGAUAUGUGCUGUUCUUUGUACUUCUGCGUGGUUCUUUAUAGCGCCACGCCUGGUGGCCGGCGGGGAACGUUCUGCCUUAGCCACAGCGGAGAAGGGACGGCAGGAGUCACAUAUUAACUUGGAUUUGGAGUCAACGGAGUACAAGAAAAAGGUGGUUUUAGAAGGACUUCUUCAAAGAAACCACCGGAAUGUUGUUGGUAGAUUGUAGCUUUAUAAUCCUUGGCUAUUUUUCGAAUUCUUAUUAUUUUCUUUCUAAAAUUAUUUUACUUUUGGGGUUUUCAUAGGGUUCAAGGAGAUCGUACAUACCAUUUUUUUUCUUUUUUUUUGUUUGUCUGUUUAAUGAUUUGUGUACUAAAAAUGGUUUUCAAACUCAACUAUCAUUGUGAAAUUCCUAAGUAAUUACCACUACGCCACCUGUAUUAUGGUGCGAUUUUAUUGGUUCUAA